AUGGCAGUAUAUUCCAAGGUUUUAGCUUUCACACUCUUCUUGCUUCUCUUCUCCGUUGAGCUCAUCCAUGCUGGAAGAGCUCGGUUCCAUCUUAAUGGUGGUGGUGGUGAAGGUGGUGGGGGUGGUGGAGGUGGUGGAGGUGGGUUAGGAUAUGGAUCUGGAUAUGGUUCUGGGUAUGGGUCUGGAUAUGGUUCAGGAGGAGGUGGUGGUGGUGGUGGAUAUGGAAGUGGAUAUGGGCAAGGAUCUGGAUAUGGGAAUGAAUCAGGUGGUGGUGGUGGUGGAGGAGCCGUUGGAUCUCGAUUCAACGGCUGA
This is a messenger RNA of Dioscorea cayenensis subsp. rotundata (Guinea yam), 312 nucleotides long. RefSeq names its product putative glycine-rich cell wall structural protein 1. The record is from RefSeq and is a predicted model, not a curated record. Bases 1 to 312 code for a protein of 103 amino acids. The transcript has 3 exons. Lineage: Eukaryota; Viridiplantae; Streptophyta; Magnoliopsida; Dioscoreales; Dioscoreaceae.